AUGCUGGGAGAGAAGGCCCGGACGAUCGUUAUGCGCGAGAUGGGCGGAAACUACAAGAAUAUCAGGAAACUGCCUGUUGAAGAGCUUCUGCCUCAGGAGUUUGACAUCAAAGCAUCACUUGAUGCAGAAGAAAAGGACUUGACGAUGGAGGAGGCCCUGGCCAACGUUGAUGAUAUCCGUCCCACUGACCCCAUCGUUUCGCAAAGUGAAUUCGACGGGUUGCUGGAGGUGCUCCUUAAUGGAUUCACGGUUGCUCAGCUCAGAGCAUAUCUCGCGCGCGAAAAUGCAAAGACUCGGACAACGCCUGUGGAGGAAAAGGUUUCGCAGUACGGUUGGGUUCAAGACGAGAUCCCCUGGACCCCCUUCCUAAAGCCGGAGAUCGCCGGCUCUCCCAAGGAGAGACUUGCCUUAACCCUCAUGAUUGAAGCUUGGCGUUUAAGCAUCAGGGAAAUGGUUGAUGGCACCGGCUUCUAUAGCGCCAAGAUCAGGGAAAGGAUUCUUGCACUCUUAGCGAGGGACCACAAGAGACUCGAUACUAUCAGAGAGGCUUAUCUCGAUGAGGGCGAGAGCAUUGAGCUCACCAAUACACGAGUGAUGAUCACAGCCACCAAGGCCAAGACAGAGACCAUUCUGAAGAAGCUGGACGAAGCUGCUCAGCUUGUCACUACCAAGCAAGUCAGGGCCACUUGGCUUUCCAACUGCGACGCUCGCUCUAAUUUAUUGCAUCAUCUUGGUCAUCUUACCAACACAGUUAUCACAUAUAGCACUAAGACACAAACCCUUCGCAUUUCAUGGUUCAGAGACGAAACAGCGGAGGAAAACGACGUCGGCGAACAGUUAGAAAACGUUGUUCAACGUCUUUUAUAUACCGCAUUUCAUCCCAGAGACACUUCUGUCUCUCUCAAGUACGAUCCGAAGGACAACACCGGCACACUUGUCUCCGAGAUCCGCGGACAGGAAAAGCUAUCAUGGAAGAACCGACUCACACAAUGGUCUCGCUAUGUGAUACCAGUCGGUCGCAUUUCUCCAGAAGAAUCAGCAUUCCCUCUCCAGGCUAGCGAUGCUCUGUCUCGUCCUCUUCAACGUCCCGUCCAGGAUUUCGACACGCGUUGGAGCAAGAAAUACACCACCACCGUCGCCUCCUUUGGCCAUAUCCUUCACAAGAAUCAAGACUCUUUCAGCCUGGCUGCGGCGGCCAAGGCCAACAAUCACAUCUUCUCACCGACUUCUCCUCAUCCCGCAGGUCUUACUGCCUUGUCUGAGGCGCUUGCUACAAUCCCAACGCAACCCAUCCAGACGACUCUCGUCCUCGGCUUCCAUCCGCAUCCUUCUUUGCAAGAGAUAGAAGACCUGCCGCGUCAUCUCGAACUUCGCCUUGUCGUUCCGGAGGAGCUUCCCGAGGGUCCUCUGACGUGGGACGAUUGUAAAAAAGACCUGUUCGCGGUCCUCGACCAGAGCUUCACCGACGUCGCAUACCCCUCCGAGCCCGUUGACCUGCGGCUGUCUCAGUCGUUACUCUCGGUCAUGUCACCUGCUGCGCUCGACGCCUCUCCUUUCCGUGAGUAUACCGAAAAUGCCAAGUUGGACCUUGUAGCGGGCCGUCUCCGCCCGCCGUCUGAGAUUGAGCUCUCCGAACUUCCCUCUGCGAUGGGUGAUGGCAUCGUUGGCGGGACGGCCACGUACGUCUUCUCUGGCCUCGAGAUGCGUCGGACUCUGGAUGCCAAGUACAAGGGCCACAAGCUUCACUACACGAGUGUCGAGGCGGGUCUGCACGGCGGUCGGCGGUCGGAGCUGGUUCUUGAAGCACGGACAAAGGAGACUGAUCUGUCGGACAAGUCAAAGAAUGCAGUCGCUGACCAUUACCUUUCUGUGGUACACGACCUCGUGACGGGAAGGGUCAUGAAAUGGGUUGGAGAGAGAGAUAUCGCGCGAGAGUUCGAAGAUGUCAAUGUUGGAGACGUUGAGGCAGAGCAAGCUCAGAAGGAGACGGAGUAUGGUAUCGCCGAGGAGCAGUCGAGCACGGUAAAAGCGUCUGUCGAUUCCGGCGCCAUCGAAAAGGGUGAGAGUGAAGCAACCGAACCCAAGGAGCAGGAAGCAGGCACUGUCUUUACGGAGGAAGGGGAGGUUCAGACCCAACAAAAGGAUGGCAUGUAA
Molecule: messenger RNA, 2154 nt
Organism: Colletotrichum spaethianum
Lineage: Eukaryota; Fungi; Ascomycota; Sordariomycetes; Glomerellales; Glomerellaceae
Exons: 3
Coding region: 1-2154 (717 amino acids)
Cellular component (GO): mitochondrial inner membrane
Source: RefSeq, a predicted model, not a curated record